AAGUUUAAGACUGAGAGAGUGAGAGACAGAGAGUAGAUCUCUUAGAUACAUUAGAUAGAUAGCUGUAAGAACAACUCCCAGCUGCUACUUCUCUCUCUAAAAACUCUCUCUCUCUAAAACUGUUAAAAUAUUCCAACGAGAGAGACGGAUGCCGUAUUGAUCAGGAUUUCACUUGCAUUUCCAUUCUUUAGAUCUGUUUAUCUCUAUUCAAACGGAUAAAAAAAUCUACAGCUGUUUUGAAUAAGAAUCAAGAUUCUUCUUCAAUUUCCCAUACCAUGGAAGCAACUGCUGGCAUGGUGGCCGGAUCUUACCGGAGAAAUGAGCUAGUCCGGAUUCGUCAUGAUUCCGACAGUGGGCCCAAACCCCUUAAGGGUCUGAAUGGCCAAACCUGUCAAAUCUGCAAGGAUGAUAUUGAACUUAUGCCGACUGGUGACAUUUUUGUUGCUUGUAAUGAGUGUGCUUUCCCGGUUUGUCGUCCUUGUUAUGAAUAUGAGCGGAAAGAUGGUACUCAGUGUUGCCCCCAAUGCAAAACAAGAUACAGAAGACACAAAGGGAGUGCUCGCGUAGAGGGAGAUGAGGAUGAGGAUGAUGUUGAUGAUAUUGAGAAUGAGUUUAAUUAUGCCCCGGGUAAUAGCAAGACAAGAAAAUGGCAGAGUGAUGAUAUGGACAUGUCAGGAUCCUCGAGACAUGAAUCUCAGCGACCGAUUCCACUUCUUACAAAUGGGCAGUCGGUUUCUGGUGAAAUUCCGUGUAAUACACCUGACAAUCAGUCUGUACGAACUACGUCUGGUCCUUUGGGUCCUUCAGAAAAGCAUGUUAGCUCAUCUCCUUAUGUUGAUCCAAGGCAGCCAGUUCCUGUUAGGAUUAUUGAUCCAUCAAAGGACUUAAAUUCUUAUGGACUUGGCAAUGUUGACUGGAAGGAGAGGGUUGAAGGUUGGAAACUCAAACAAGAGAAAAAUAUGAUGCAGAUGACCAAUAGAUACAGUGAAGGAAAGGGAGACAUAGAAGGCACAGGUUCUAAUGGCGAAGAGCUUCAAAUGGCUGAUGAUGCUCGACAACCUUUGAGUCGUGUGGUGCCUAUUUCUUCCUCUCACCUGACCCCAUAUCGUAUUGUGAUCAUACUCCGGCUUAUUAUUUUGGGAUUUUUCAUGCAAUAUCGUGUAACUCACCCGGUUAAAAAUGCGUACGGGUUGUGGCUAACAUCAGUGAUCUGUGAGAUUUGGUUUGCUUUAUCUUGGCUUCUGGAUCAGUUUCCAAAAUGGUGCCCAAUCAAUCGUGAGACCUACCUUGACAGGCUUGCUUUGAGGUAUGAUCGCGAAGGUGAACCAUCCCAGUUGGCACCUGUUGACAUCUUUGUUAGUACAGUGGAUCCUCUUAAAGAACCGCCAAUUGUUACUGCUAACACAGUCUUGUCCAUACUUGCUGUUGAUUACCCUGUGGACAAAGUAUCUUGCUAUGUUUCUGAUGAUGGUUCAGCAAUGCUGACUUUUGAAGCGCUUUCUGAAACGUCCGAGUUCGCUAGGAAGUGGGUGCCAUUUUGCAAGAAGCACAGUAUUGAGCCUAGGGCACCUGAAUUUUAUUUUGCCCAGAAGAUUGAUUAUCUGAAGGACAAGAUACAACCUUCUUUUGUGAAAGAGCGUCGAGCAAUGAAGAGAGAAUAUGAAGAAUUCAAGGUGCGAAUUAAUGCACUUGUUGCUAAAGCUCAGAAGAUGCCUGAAGAAGGUUGGACAAUGCAGGAUGGGACUCCUUGGCCCGGAAAUAAUCCGAGGGACCAUCCGGGAAUGAUCCAGGUGUUCUUAGGGCACAAUGGGAGUCUAGAUACAGAUGGAAAUGAAUUGCCUCGACUUGUUUAUGUUUCUCGUGAGAAGAGACCUGGCUUCCAACAUCACAAGAAAGCAGGAGCAAUGAAUGCAUUGAUUCGAGUUUCAGCCGUCUUGACCAAUGGUGCGUAUCUUUUGAAUGUCGAUUGUGAUCACUACUUCAAUAACAGCAAAGCUAUUAAAGAGGCAAUGUGCUUCAUGAUGGAUCCUGCGUAUGGCAAGAAAACAUGCUAUAUACAAUUCCCACAACGUUUCGAUGGCAUCGAUUUGCACGAUCGAUAUGCUAAUCGCAAUAUUGUGUUCUUUGAUAUCAAUUUGAAAGGGUUAGAUGGCAUCCAAGGUCCAGUCUAUGUGGGAACUGGUUGUUGUUUCAACAGGCAAGCACUAUAUGGUUAUGAUCCAGUUUUGACUGAUGAAGAUUUGGAACCAAACAUUAUUGUCAAGAGUUGUUGUGGCUCAAGAAAGAAAGGUAGUAAUAAGAAAUACAGCGACAAGAAGAGAUUAAAAAGAACUGAAUCCACUACUCCCAUUUUCAAUAUGGAAGAUGUUGAAGAGGGUGUUGAAGGAUAUGAUGAAGAGAGGUCACUUCUUAUGUCUCAGAAGAGUCUAGAGAAGCGCUUUGGUCAGUCACCAGUAUUUAUUGCAGCCACCUUCAUGGAACAGGGAGGCAUUCCGGCAUCAACUAAUCCGGCAACACUUCUUAAGGAAGCCAUCCAUGUUAUUAGCUGUGGAUACGAAGACAAGACUGAAUGGGGCAAAGAGAUUGGAUGGAUCUAUGGUUCCGUCACAGAAGAUAUUCUAACUGGCUUCAAAAUGCAUGCGCGUGGUUGGAUAUCAAUUUACUGUAUGCCUCCACGUCCAGCGUUUAAGGGAUCUGCUCCUAUCAAUCUUUCUGAUCGGUUGAAUCAGGUCCUUCGGUGGGCCUUGGGGUCAAUUGAGAUCUUGCUGAGCAGGCAUUGCCCCAUAUGGUAUGGCUACAGUGGAAGAUUGAAGCUCUUGGAGAGGCUGGCGUACAUUAACACCAUCGUCUACCCACUCACCUCUAUCCCUCUGCUUGCUUACUGCACGCUUCCUGCAUUUUGCCUUCUAACUAAUAAAUUUAUUAUUCCUGAGAUAAGCAACUUUGCUAGCAUGUGGUUCAUUCUCCUCUUCGUUUCCAUUUUCACUACUGCUAUACUUGAGCUGAGGUGGAGUGGAGUCAGCAUCGAAGACUUGUGGAGGAAUGAACAAUUUUGGGUCAUCGGUGGCACAUCAGCUCAUCUUUUUGCUGUAUUCCAAGGACUUUUAAAGGUUCUUGCAGGGAUCGAUACCAACUUUACUGUCACCUCAAAAGCUUCCGAUGAGGACGGGGACUUUGCGGAACUCUACGUGUUCAAGUGGACAUCACUCCUCAUCCCGCCGACCACAGUUCUCAUAAUAAACAUAGUAGGCAUUGUGGCUGGUGUUUCAUACGCCAUUAACAGCGGCUAUCAGUCAUGGGGUCCACUGUUCGGCAAGUUGUUUUUCGCUCUAUGGGUGGUAGCCCAUUUAUAUCCAUUCUUGAAGGGUUUACUCGGUCGGCAAAAUCGUACACCGACCAUCGUCAUUGUUUGGUCGAUUCUGCUCGCUUCGAUUUUCUCAUUGUUAUGGGUCAGAAUUGACCCGUUCACGUCGGAUCCAACAAAGAUUUCUGCAAAUGGUCAAUGUGGCAUCAACUGCUAGAAGGUUUUUUUGCACCGUCAUUUUGCCUUGGCCUUGUUGUAUAUAGAGUGGUGGCUAUAAACUUCUUGUUAACUUAUAUAUAUUCAUAUGGAAGGGAGUUAGAUCAAAGAAGAAGACAGGUUUAAAACUCCCUUCCAUGUCAUAAAUAUUUAUGUUUUGUUGUCAUCUUCACCCCAAAAUGUGAGUAGUUGUACUUGUGUCUGUGUCGGUUUGUCUGUUAUUGUAAGAGUAAUUUAUAGAUACCUGUUUUGUACUGAAAUUCAGAUAAAUUCAUGUUAUUCUUUGAUAAAGGUUAUGAAUAGUGUGGCCUUUUUAUUUGUA
Mercurialis annua (annual mercury) is the source of this 3842-nucleotide messenger RNA. Its product is annotated as cellulose synthase A catalytic subunit 1 [UDP-forming]. The record is from RefSeq and is a predicted model, not a curated record. Gene Ontology annotation, cellular component: trans-Golgi network; plasma membrane. Lineage: Eukaryota; Viridiplantae; Streptophyta; Magnoliopsida; Malpighiales; Euphorbiaceae. The transcript has 14 exons. The coding region runs from base 276 to 3521 and encodes 1081 amino acids. Gene Ontology annotation, biological process: plant-type primary cell wall biogenesis; cellulose biosynthetic process. Gene Ontology annotation, molecular function: cellulose synthase (UDP-forming) activity.